AUGUCAUCCUGGUUACCUCAGAACGUGCAGAAAAGGCUGCUAAUAUAUGUACUUCAACAAAUAUCAAUAUUUUCCCAUAUCGACACCAGCAAUUUGGAUGUCUCAUUAGGAUGUCGCUCCCACUUUGCCUUCCAUGAUCUCCAACUUGAUGUAGAUAAUAUAUCGGUUCCUAAUAUUUCCAUUAGAACUGGCCAUAUAGCGGAAUUGGACCUGAAACUUGCUGUAUCUGGUGGUCUAGAUAUCAACGGUGAAGGAGUCACCUUUGUGAUAGGAUUGGAGGUUUUAAAUGAAUCAUGUUCUAAAGAUAUUGCAAUGUCAUUAGCUAAAAGUGUGAUGGAUCUCACCAAUUCAAUGAUACAUCCACUUACCGAUAAUAUUGAUGAUGAUGAUAUAUUGACACAUAGUAGCUGUGAGAGUGGAGAUUUUUCCAAAGUUUUCUAUUCCCCAUCUGCUCUCAGUGCCAUGAGAAAUAAAGUAUUGGAAAUGACACUUGCUAAUUUGACUAUCAAAUUAACACACAUUAAUAUACAGAUGAUACUACCUGAUGAUGAUUGUCUGCAGAUUAUGAUAGAAAGUGCUGAAUUUCUGACAAUUGGCAGUUGCCGGCGAGUUAACGUUAAAGGUGUAUCUGUUUCACAUUCAGAAAUCUCUACCUUAGAUGAAUCUGAUGAUGUGGUCUCAAACAGCGUACUGGCUUCUAUUUAUAUGAGUGCAAUGGAUUCGAUCCCCAAAUUAACGAAAAGUUCACGACCUGAAAUUUCUAUGAAUGGACGAAAAGUAGCCAAGUUAGAUACGAUUAAUAUAACCUUCCAGGGGAUUUCCUCAAUUGACGACAUGCAUAUUCAUGACACUGCUGUAUCCAUUGGCACUGUCCAAAUUUUCUUUGAUACGAUUUUUGGGAUGGAUAAGUCUGUUCUUAAUACAAUCCUGCAGUUUUUGACAGAACUCAAGCAACCGGUUUCUAAUACUGAACCCUCGGACAAACUUCGGAACUACAAGAGGUUUAAGGUGGAACAAAACAUCGAAGAGGAAUUAAAGAUUACUGAAGUGCAUUUAAGCCAUCUAAGUCUCAUCUUUCCUUCAGAUAUGAAGAUAAUAUUGGAUGAUAUGGACUUUAAAAAUGGUGCUGGUGGUAAUUGUACCGCUUUCAUUAACGCUUUUGGUAUUUUAGAACAAAAUAAGCAAUUAUUUCAUCUAGACAAUCAAAGUAACAAACCAUUAGUGUAUUUCACCGCAGAUGGAAAGAAUAACUAUAACACACUAUCCUUAGAUGAAGAUGUGACUAUUUCAUUGACUCCAAAUUUUGUCAAUUUAAUACUGUUAACCGUGAGUAGACUUGAGUCAUUGAUCAAAUCAUAUACGAAAUUUGAUAGUCAUUCUCAGGAAUAUCCCCAACAGGAAUUAAACAUGUAUGUCAAAUCAAAGAAUGUUUUCUUAGACUUACAAUUAAAUGACUGUAUCUUACGUGCGAAUAUUCAACCAAUCUCAUACCAGUUACCAUUACAUUCGCUUUCCAUUGAAUCGAUCGUUUUUACAAAAAUUAUAGGUUCCAAGAGUAAAUCCAUCGCUCAGAUUUCGGAUAUUAAGUUUGGAAGCAACGUGAAUCAUUUUAAAGUCAAUUCAUACAAUCUGAAGCUUUCUGAAACUUUGAUUACCUCUAAACAACAAGGAAGUAUUGGAGGUAUACGGGUUAAUUGUUCAGAAAAUGACCUUAAAGAUGUUAUUAGUGGAAUAGUGGAGUAUUCGGAUAUUGUUAAACCGUACAUCAACAAUAAAGUUGAAGUUCCUCAGACACUUCUAAAUAAGAGUGUCCGUAUCAUGAAUCCAUCCAGUAUUAUCCACAAACAAAAUGUAUUUUCAAAUAUGGUUUUCUUAGUCAGCGAAAUUUCCGUUUCAGUGCUUUUUACUUCUCUUCCAUCAUUUGGAAAAAUAAGCGUCGCUCUUAAUUCGUGCCUUUUAUCCUUGAAUACUGAUAACACCAUAAUUUUCCAUGCAUCAACCAUCGAAGGUUAUAGAUGUACGUCUGGAGCCAAGCAGAGAUUUCUAGAGCCCAUAAAGGCUAAUGAUAGGACAAAGCCAGCAUUAUUUUUGCAGAAGUUUGAAAACUGGAAAAUAAAGUUGAAUAUUUGGAAUGUUUGUAUCCAUUACUAUGCCAAAUGGCUGGAUGUUUUAGCUGAUAAUAAGUUUAAUAAUGCAUCUACUUCUAGUGAUAGGCAUGAAAAAGUGACAAACUUGACUCAACAACGAAUUGAAGUAAAGCUUCAUGACUGUGCAAUUAUGAUGAAACCGUAUAGGUUAGAUACUGCUUUGGUUGUUUGCGUAAGUCGUUGUAUGACAGACCUACAGAUACCUGCUGCUGAUUCUAAAGUCAUACUUCGCACAGCAACGUUUAUGUUAAUCGAUGAUCUAUCUAAUAUGAAGUUAGGCAGCACUGAGGUAUGGAGUUCGAUUAGUGCUUAUUACACAAAAUGUGGGUUUACUACAGUAGGAAGGGCCACUACAAUUAGUACUCUCGUAUCUAAGGAGGAAAGAAAAGUCUCUAUAAGUGUUGAUAUUGAUCGUGUCGAUUUAUCUCUUUGCGCUGAUUCAUUUCAAUGUUUGUUGCAAACUUUAACUGAUUUAAAACCACCAGUAUCCUUUCCUGAUGAAAAGAAGUAUAGGACUGAAAUAUCUCAUGUUCCUGUAUUUCAAGAUGUUGAUGAUAAUUUUUUCGUUUCAAAAAGGCUGCCAAUGUUGAGACUUGAUUUUAACGAUAUGCAUAUAUUCGAUGAUUUUAUCGAUAAUACUAAUGAUAGCUUUUCUGUGGUACACAUUACAGAGGAGUCCGAGGAGUCAUCUCCUACCGAUGUAAAAUCAGUUUUAAGGCUCGAGGAAAGUCACUUUGGUAAAAGUGGGUUGCCUGUUUCGUCAGAAUCCGAUAUUGAGACUUCUGCAUUGGUAUCCAUAGUGGUUAAGGCUUCGAUUAAGAAAGCUUCUAUAAAGCUUCAUGAUGGUUAUGACUGGAUAUAUACUCGUAAGUCUAUAUCGAAAGUUGUCGAAGACAUGGAAGACGAGGUUCAAAAGCAAAUUGAGCCUGCUAGAGUUGAAGCAAGCUUAUUCGAUUCUAUUUAUUUGUAUGCAUCCUCAGAGUCAAAUAUCAAGAAGAUUGUUAAUAAUAACAUUCAUGCAGAUCCUGAUAAUGGAUUUGAAACUUCGGUGUCCAAGAUGAAACUCCGCCCAUCUAAAAAUCACAAGAUCCUGAUUGAACUCAUCAAUACAAAUGUAAAAUUUACUGGUUACGAAGUUGAUGAGCCUACAGAAGAAGAAGCUGACUGGUCAGCUGAUAUAUUAAACAGAACAGAAGUGGAUGUUGAAACAUUUGAGAUUAUAGAUAAUGUUCCCACUUCAACGUGGAAUAAGUUUGUUACAAUCUUGAAGAAGGGCCGAAAAAAUAAUUCACCGAUGUUUUCACUUCUAUUUACUCUAGUUAGGCCAAUUGAUUUCCUUUAUGCGACUGAAGUCAUAAUCACUGCUAACAUUCUGCCAUUAAGAUUACAUGUUGACCAAGAUACUUUAGACUUUUUAACGAGGUUUGGCGAAUUUAAAGAUAGAAGGUUCGAGUUGAUUGACAAAUAUCCUGAUAUAAUAUACAUUCAAAGAUUUGAGGUAAAUUCGGUUGACAUUAUACUAGACUACAAACCCAAAAAGCUUGAUUAUGUCGGUUUGAAAUCCGGCCAUACCGCUGAAUUUAUGAAUUUCUUUACCUUGGAUGGUGCAAAGAUAACCUUAAAAAGGGUGGUAUUAUAUGGAGUUGAUGGUCUACAGGCACUCAAUGGCUGCUUAUCCAAUAUAUGGACACCAGAUAUAACAAGGUUUCAGUUGUCUGGAGUUCUUAAGGGUGUAGCUCCGCUGAAGUCAAUCAUAACACUUGGCUCUGGUGUGAAAGCGCUAGUCACUGUACCGAUCAAGGAAUACCAACAAGACCAAAGACUAACACGGAGUUUGCAAAAGGGUGCCCGUGAUUUUAUUAAGACAACCAGUGGUGAAUUAAUCCGACUGGGCGUUAGAAUGGCUUCUGGGACCCAAACUAUCCUUGAAAAUACAGAGGAGUUCUUUGGAGGCCAGGGUUCCCGCGCGAGGGGCAUGAAUGGAAGGCCUCAGGAAGAUGACCAGCAAAGAAGCUACGUGGCGGCUCAACAUGAGGAAACAAACCUAUUCAGUAAAUCAAAUCCGCGUAACAAGAGUCCCGUUAAUCUACUUGUAUACGAUGAGGAUGAACAUGAAUCUCUGAAAGUGAUAAGUUUGUAUGCAGAUCAACCAUUGAAUGCUCAAAAUGGUGUUCAAGAGGCGUACGGUUCUCUAGGGAAGAACUUCAACAUCGCAUACGGAGCCAUGAAACGAGCUCACAGAGAGGUAAAACAGUCUUUUACAGCUCAAGAUGCGGCAACCGCGUUUGCACGCGCAACUCCAAUCGCAUUUAUUAGACCUAUGAUUGGAGCAACAGAGGCCAUAUCGAAGACCUUACAAGGUAUUUCCAAUCAAAUGGAUCAUGAACAAUUGGUAUAUAUGCAGGACAAGUAUAAACAAUCUUCGAAGCGUUCAGGGGAACAAGCUUAA
Eremothecium cymbalariae DBVPG#7215 is the source of this 4596-nucleotide messenger RNA. RefSeq names its product Atg2p (gene ATG2). The transcript has a single exon. Gene Ontology annotation, molecular function: phosphatidylinositol-3-phosphate binding. NCBI's taxonomy places the organism in Eukaryota, Fungi, Ascomycota, Saccharomycetes, Saccharomycetales, Saccharomycetaceae. Bases 1 to 4596 code for a protein of 1531 amino acids. Gene Ontology annotation, cellular component: extrinsic component of membrane; phagophore assembly site. The record is from RefSeq and is a predicted model, not a curated record. Gene Ontology annotation, biological process: reticulophagy; autophagy of mitochondrion; piecemeal microautophagy of the nucleus.